Messenger RNA from Lodderomyces pseudojiufengensis, 2085 nucleotides. It is a transcript of the gene ZCF21, whose product is annotated as Zcf21p. Gene Ontology annotation, molecular function: DNA-binding transcription factor activity, RNA polymerase II-specific; zinc ion binding. The record is from RefSeq and is a predicted model, not a curated record. The transcript has a single exon. Lineage: Eukaryota; Fungi; Ascomycota; Pichiomycetes; Serinales; Debaryomycetaceae. Gene Ontology annotation, biological process: regulation of DNA-templated transcription. Bases 1 to 2085 code for a protein of 694 amino acids.
AUGAUGGAUAUAUAUAAUAAAGCACUAAGAAAUCCUGAUACUCCAAGGAAACAUUCUACAGGAACUACAGCAACAACAACAAGUACAACUCAAGCAAGUAAUAAUUCAUCACCUUUUAUAAAUCCAAAUAUAAAUUCAAGAAAUUCAAGUAUUAUACCUAAUAAUUCACAAAAUAUUCAUUUAACAAAUACUUUACCAUCAAUGCAUCCUCAAACCACCACUCUACUACCAUUACAAACUUUAAUACCAAUACAACAACAAAAUCAAUUAUUACAACAACAACAGCAACAACAGCAACAACAACAUUUACAACCUUCUAUGUCACUACCAACUCCAAAUCAAUUACAACCACCACCGCCUCCACAACCUAAUUUUUUACCUCCACAACAACAACAACAUUUAAUGCCAAAUCAAAAUUAUAUAGCGUCAGCAAUUCAUCAAUCAACUACUCCACCAACUUCAUCUAAUAUAUUUCAACAACAACAACAACAACAACAACAACAAUUAGAAAGAUCACCUUUAUCACCAAAUUUAAAUCAAUUACAAGUACAAGAUUUAAAAGAAUCAGCAGCACAAAGAAAAAAGAAAAACCUGAGAAGAAAACAUAGAAAUUCUCAUUUAGGUUGUGGAACAUGUAAAAAAAGAAGAAUUAAAUGUGAUGAAACUUUACCAUCAUGUUUAAAUUGUUUAAAAGGUAAAUUACAUUGUGCUUAUUUAAAUUUAGAUAAUAAUGCAAGAUCAGCUUUAAGAAUGGCUCAAUAUAAUCAAAAUGUAAGACAAGAAAAAUUGGAAGUUGGAAAAUUAAUGGAUGAACAGAAUAGUCAAGUACAACAAAUGCAACAACAUCAACACCAACAACAUCAGCAACAACAGGUUCCUCAAGGGUUAGGAAUUAAUCCUCAACAUCCGAAUUUAAGUCCUAGAUUAGCUAUGUUACAACAACAGCAACAUCAACUACAACAACAACAGCAGCAGCAGCAACAACCAUUACAAACCGUACAAACUGCAAGUGGUGCAAUAGUGACUAUACCUACUGGAGCUCCUAUGAUUCAAGCUGGAUAUCAACCAAGUAAUGGAGGUGCUCCACCAUCAGGAAGUCCCAAUUUUAUUGGUCAACCUGCUCCUUCAAAUCAACAACCACAAAUUGUUCAAUCAGCUUAUGGUCCAUUAGUACCAAUUAUGACAAAUACUGGAAGUAUAGUCUAUGCUCCUACUUCUUCAUUAUCAACUCAACCACCACCUCCACAACAACUUGGACAACCAUCACAACAACAACAACAAUCUCUUCAACAACAUCAGCAACAACAAUUACCUUUAUCACAGUCAGUACAACAAAUGCAAUCAAUUCCACCUCAUCAGCCACCUCAAAAACAACCUUCAUUAACCCCAAUAACAUCAACAGCAGCAAGUGCAGCAGUAAUGGCUUCACAAAAUAUCCCUAUAAAACAGAUCCAACAACAACAACAACAACAACAACUGAAACAAGAAGAUUUAAAAAGAUCUUCAAUAUCAGUAUCAUCCCCAGCAAAUGAUGUAAAAUUGCCAUCAAUACCACCAAUUCCUAUUCCACAAAUUAAUGUACAACAAACACCAACACCAUCACAACCUUCUUCAUUACCAAAUUCAAUAAAAAGUUUAACAUCUCCAAAAAUCAAUAAAAAUGGAGGAUUUUCACCAACUCAUUCAAUUUCAACAACAAAUAAUGAUCAAAUAAAAACAGCAACAACUUCACCUAUUUUACCUAAUAUUUCACAAUUUACUAAACAACAACAACAACAAGAAACUUCACCAAAAUCUAUAAACUCAAAUAUUUCUAAAUCUGAAUCAGUAUCAAAUUUAAGUAAUUUGAGUAUUAAAGAAAAAGAACAACAAAAAAAUCAACAAGAACAAGAGCAACAACAAGAUGCAGAACAUCAACAACAAGAAGAUAAAGAAAAAGAAUCAAUUGAAAUUGAAAAUGAAGAAAAAGAAAAUAUCAAUGCUCCUCCUAAUGAUGAUUUUAAGUUACCAAGUAUAAAUAAUUUAAGAACUGGUACUAAUGGUAAUGAAGAAGAAAAAGUUUCAAUUUCAAAAUUGAUAACUUGA